Messenger RNA from Theobroma cacao (cacao), 1407 nucleotides. NCBI's taxonomy places the organism in Eukaryota, Viridiplantae, Streptophyta, Magnoliopsida, Malvales, Malvaceae. The record is from RefSeq and is a predicted model, not a curated record.
AGUAGCAGCAGUAAUAUUGGGAAGAAAAAUUGGUAGCGAGAAGUCAAAAUGGGUCUCGGCUUUAGGGUUCAUGUUCAACCACUCUUACUCUAAUCUUAGAAUUAGAAUUAGUCUCUCCUCAAGUUCGACUCACUCCCUGUGUGACUCGGAAUCGAAUCCAUUUCUCAUUUGAGAACCAUCGUUUCUGUGCCGUGGACGACUACAUGGACCAGGUUAGUUGUCAUUUUAAUUUACCUCGUUAUUUUGCUGCGUUAUCUCUGCACCUGAGCUCGUUAUGCUUUUUCUCAAUCUUCCAGUACGAGAAAGUUGAGAAGAUUGGUGAAGGAACCUAUGGCGUUGUCUAUAAGGCUCGAGACCGCAUCACCAAUGAAACGAUCGCUUUAAAGAAGAUUCGCUUGGAGCAGGAAGACGAGGGUGUACCUAGCACCGCAAUCAGAGAAAUUUCUCUCUUGAAAGAAAUGCAGCAUGGAAAUAUCGUUAGGUUGCAGGAUGUAGUGCAUAGUGAGAAGCGUCUAUAUUUGGUUUUUGAAUAUCUGGACUUGGAUUUGAAGAAGCACAUGGAUUCAUGCCCAGAAUUUGGGAAAGAUCCACGGAUGAUAAAAACAUUCCUUUAUCAAAUUCUCCGUGGCAUUGCUUAUUGUCAUUCUCAUAGGGUUCUUCACCGAGAUCUAAAACCACAAAAUUUGCUGAUAGAUCGCAGCACCAAUGCACUAAAGCUUGCUGAUUUUGGGUUGGCCCGAGCAUUUGGUAUUCCUGUCAGAACAUUUACACAUGAGGUGGUUACCCUCUGGUACAGAGCACCAGAAAUACUGCUUGGGUCCCGUCAUUACUCUACACCUGUUGAUGUGUGGUCAGUGGGCUGUAUAUUUGCUGAGAUGGUGAAUCAGCGGCCAUUAUUUCCUGGGGAUUCUGAGAUUGAUGAACUGUUCAAGAUCUUCAGAAUCUUGGGUACUCCAAAUGAGGAUAUAUGGCCUGGAGUGACUUCAUUGCCUGAUUUUAAGUCUGCUUUUCCAAAGUGGCCGCCUAAGGAUUUGGCAACUGUUGUUCCAAAUCUUGAAUCAGCUGGCAUUGACCUCCUUUCUAAAAUGCUGUGCAUGGAUCCCAGCAAAAGAAUUACAGCAAGAAGUGCACUUGAGCAUGAAUACUUCAAGGAUAUUGGGUUUGUACCCUGAUAAAGCCAUUUAUCCAUCUUCCUGAGAAGUGUCUAUAUUGAUGUUAGCAUCUUGUGGGUGUUGAUUGUGAGAAAUAUGUGUGGUCUAUUAUAAUUUUGUUUGUUUUUACUCAUUGCAAUUUUUGGUUGCCUCUUUCGAUUUCCAUGAACCAAAAUUGAGAUAAAAUGGAACUGGUUUUUUGCAGUUACCUUGGAAUUGUCUAGCAAUAGCAAGUAUCUGUCUUUUGUUUGCCUCA